Molecule: messenger RNA, 711 nt
Organism: Miscanthus lutarioriparius
Lineage: Eukaryota; Viridiplantae; Streptophyta; Magnoliopsida; Poales; Poaceae
Source: the annotation of a GenBank genome assembly
AUGGACAUCUGGAAGUCCAAGGUGCUGCCCAAGAUCAAGCUCGUCUUCGUCAAGAGCGCCGGCAAGAAGGCCGCCGCCGCCGCCGAGCUCGUCAAGUCCUUCGACGAGUCCAAGGAGGGGAUCAAUGGCGAGUUCCAGGAGAAGAAGGCGGAUCUGCAGCCCAAGGUCGUCGAGAUCUAUGAGUCUGCCCCUGCACCACUCAAGGUCCUGAUCAAGGAGAGGAGCAAGGUGUCCGGGAUCAAGAAGAACUCCGCCGCAAUCACCAAGUUCUUCGAGGAGCUGGCCAAGAUCGAAUUCCCUGGAGCCAAGCAAGUGAGCGACGGCAUCUCCAAGGUCGGCCCGGCCCUGCUGUCCGGCCCCAUCUUCGCCACCUUCGAGAAGGUCUCCACGCUGCUCCCUGUCGCCGCCGAGGAGGCGACGACCAAGGAGGGCCCGCCCGCCACAGAGGAGGCAGCCGCUACUGAGGAGAAGAAAGAGGAAGCCGCCGCCGAGAAGAAGGAAGAAGUGGAGGAGGAGAAGAAAGAAGAGACGACCCCUGCACCGGCCGCCGCCGAGACUGCUCCUCCUGCUGAUGCAGCAGCAGCCGCCACAGAGCCCACCGCGGAGGUGGCGCCGACCGAGGCAGCAGCGCCAGAAGCUGAGGCUGCACCCACACCUGCACCAGCCGAGGCGGAGCCGGCGAAGGCCGAGGAGGAGACACCCAAGGCCUAG